Messenger RNA from Mesorhabditis spiculigera, 231 nucleotides. Lineage: Eukaryota; Metazoa; Nematoda; Chromadorea; Rhabditida; Rhabditidae. The record is from the annotation of a GenBank genome assembly.
AUGUUCCAGGAGUGGGCCGAAUUCUUACCGCAUUGUGGAAAAGCUCCACGCGUCGGGCAACAAUUCUUCGAGGCUUGGAACGUCACCAAGGAAAUUGUCAGCGACACGCUGGCCAAACUAAUCGUGACACACAGGGAUCACCACUUGGUGUUUCUUGGACACUCGAUCAUCCGCCGCUGGCCGAUCCCGUGGAAAAUCCCAUUGGAUACUAUCAUGCCGGACAGCAAGCUA